This is a messenger RNA of Wallemia mellicola CBS 633.66, 1494 nucleotides long. RefSeq lists its product as hypothetical. Gene Ontology annotation, cellular component: membrane. Gene Ontology annotation, biological process: transmembrane transport; monoatomic cation transport. The coding region runs from base 210 to 1475 and encodes 421 amino acids. The record is from RefSeq and is a predicted model, not a curated record. The transcript has 2 exons. Gene Ontology annotation, molecular function: monoatomic cation transmembrane transporter activity. Lineage: Eukaryota; Fungi; Basidiomycota; Wallemiomycetes; Wallemiales; Wallemiaceae.
UGGAAACCCAUUCCCCUUUGCAGGAAUCGCAAUCUAAUUCACCCAAACUACGCUCUUAUAAGCAUCUAAAGAAGCAAUCGGUAUGGGAACCCCUCGAGUUAGAGAAUAGGGACGAGGAUAUCAGUGUAGUACCAUUGUUACCCUCCCAACAGCGUACAUUUCAGCCCGUAAAAGACGACAGCGAUAGAAACCUACAGACGCAGCAAUCUAUGCCUAUUCUCAAUAAAAAGUCUUCGAUAAAGUUUACACCACCCGGACAGACGCGUUUACCUAAUUUGGAUACAACGCCGUCCUCAGAGAAACCGAGUAGACGUAAACAUCAUCAUAAGCGAUCACUCUCUCAUGCUUUCUUUAGUUUCAACGAUCCAACUGUCACAUUGAAUGGCGUAUCAACGGCAAAGGGUAGCGCGCAGACGUCACCAACGAAAUUGCAUUCUAAUUUCGCUAAAGGAAAGCCAUCUAAACCAGCACCACCACUUACAUUCGAAAGGAGUGCUUUUAGUGGUAAGAAAUUGACAUUCACCACUUUCGAAUUCGUUUUAGGUUGCUGGUUAUGGCUCACUGGACAACGCUGUGAUAGCUUAGCAACAACUGGUAUGGGCUAUUUGAUUACAUUCGACGCAAUUUCUUUAUUAUCUAUCAAUGCUUUCGAUUAUUAUCGCACAAUGUCACCAUCACAUAAAUUACCAUUUGGUAUACGUCGAUUAGAAACAUUAUCGUUGUUUACUCAAGUCAUCUAUCUCGUCUUUACAGUAACAUAUCUCGCUAAAGAGUCAAUUGAACAUGCCUUGAUAUCCUCAUCUGAAGACGACUAUGACCAUCAAUAUGGUAUACCAUUUCCAACUCAUUCAAUCCUUCUAUCUGCAUUUUUACCUUACUUUGCCAAUAAAUAUUUCAAUAAUCAUCACGCAUUGGCUACGGUAACAGGCACAUUCUUUUACAACCCUAAACAAAGACGAACAUCGAAGUUCAUGAACAACCCUUUUAGCUUCUUUCUGACUUUAUUCGGUGGCCUACUCUGGCUGACUGAUGAACUAAUCGAACCGCGAUACCAUCACUUCUUCGAUAAGUUCCUAGCUUGUUUACAAACUAUCUCAGUUGGUUGGUUAGUAUACCCUUCACUUAUCUGUCUCGCACGAGUGUUGCUUCAAACAGCACCAAGCUCAGCUUCUAGCCAGAUACUCCGUGAUGCUUUGAAAGAGGUUGGAAGUCAUCCUCGCGUACUACAAAUAGAACUUCCUAGGAUUUUCCAAAUUACGCCUGAAUCGCUGAGUAGAACACUCCUAGAUGAAGACAGCGUGGAUCUCACUCGUUUGAACAAAUCUGGAUCCUCAUUUAUAUCAGUAAAGGUGCUUGUUGACCAUGACACAACAGAUAUUGAGAUAUUCAAUCUCACUCAACUAGCAACCGAAAAUAUUCUCUCACAAUUCACAGCGUCUGGCACGCAAUGUACUAUAGACAUAAGAAGAGCUUAAUAUAUUUAAUUUUACCGAA